AUGGGUUUUGACACUUGGACCAUCAGUGAGGGGGAAGAAUUCUCUGGAGGUAUUUGGUGUCUCUGGAAUAAAGAUGUCUGGGAUGUUCAAGUGCUACGCAUUCACAAGCAACUAAUCCAUUGCAAGGUUUCUUGGAAUAAACAAGAGCCCUGGUUCCUCACGGCUAUAUACGGUAGCCCUAAUCCAACUAUCAGAAGGGAUCUGUGGUAUAUGUUAGAGAAAAUUGCUAACCUUACAAUUGGGCCUUGGUGUAUCGGCAGCAAUUUUAAUGCUAUUAAAUCUGCCCAAGACUCUGGGGGAAGCUCCAACCUUUCCUCAGAUACCAACAAAUUUAUUGAUUGCAUGUGUAACUGUGGCAUGAUGGAGGUUGAGAUUUCUGGUUCUCCCUUUACAUGGCAGCGGGGUCACAUCAAGAGAAGGCUAGAUAGAGUUCUAAGCAGCUUCAAGUGGGCUCAACUUUUUCAGGCAGCAGGAGUUAAACAUCUAUCUAAGUUGAAAUCGGACCAUCUACCUAUUUUGAUAGAUUUUCAGCACACUAUCCAGGAUAACUCUAACAAACCUUUUCGUCUUCUUGCCCCUUGGUUACUUCAUGAUGAUUACUCUAAUCUUGUUAAUGAUGCAUGGAAUCCGAAUGACUCAUUGACUGAUAAUAUUAACUCCUUUAAUAAUAGAGCUAAAGCUUGGAAUAGAGAGACUUUUGAAAAUAUUUUCAGGAAAAAAAGUUGCAUUAUUGCCCGUUUAGAAGGCAUCAAUAAAAGUCUCUCAUUUCAAAGUAACCCUUUUCUUGAAAAACUUCAAAAAGAACUCUGCAUGGAAUAUGAGAAUAUUGUUGUUCAAGAGUAG
This is a messenger RNA of Arachis duranensis, 843 nucleotides long. RefSeq lists its product as uncharacterized. Lineage: Eukaryota; Viridiplantae; Streptophyta; Magnoliopsida; Fabales; Fabaceae. The transcript has a single exon. The record is from RefSeq and is a predicted model, not a curated record. Bases 1 to 843 code for a protein of 280 amino acids.